This is a messenger RNA of Halteromyces radiatus, 559 nucleotides long. Its product is annotated as 60S acidic ribosomal protein P1. Bases 149 to 472 code for a protein of 107 amino acids. Gene Ontology annotation, biological process: cytoplasmic translation; translational elongation. The transcript is spliced from 4 exons. Lineage: Eukaryota; Fungi; Mucoromycota; Mucoromycetes; Mucorales; Cunninghamellaceae. Gene Ontology annotation, cellular component: cytosolic large ribosomal subunit; ribosome. Gene Ontology annotation, molecular function: structural constituent of ribosome; protein kinase activator activity; ribonucleoprotein complex binding. The record is from RefSeq and is a predicted model, not a curated record.
UUUUUUUUAGUUCCUUUUAUCAAAAAAAAAGGGGUACACUUUUUCAUAUACGAUUGUCCAAACUCCGCUGUCAGUUCAUACAGUUUGAGCAAAGAAUCCAACAAGUCUUUCCUUCUCUCCCCCUCAUACCCUUUUAAGGAAAAUAAAAAUGUCUGCUGAACUUGCUGUUGUCUACGCCGCUCUUAUUCUUCAAGACGAUAAUGUUGACAUUACCGCUGACAAGCUCCAAACUCUUGUCAAGGCUGCUGGUAUUGAUGUUGAACCCAUUUGGUUCUCUUUGUAUGCCAAGGCUCUUCAAGGUCAAAAUCUCGGUGAACUUCUUUUGAAUGUUGGUGCUCCUGGUGCUGGUGCCGCUGUUGCCGCUGGUGCCGCUGGUGCUGCUGGUGCCGCUACUGAUGCUCCUGCUGAAGAAGCCAAGGAAGAAGAAAAGGAAGAAUCCGAUGAUGAUAUGGGUUUCGGUCUCUUCGAUUAAACGAUGGAUUAUAAUCUUUUAGUUUAGUUAUCUAUACAUUUGAAACAUCCCCCCUUAGAUCCAGCAUAUCAAUUCAUACGAUUGCAU